Messenger RNA from Megalobrama amblycephala (Wuchang bream), 10569 nucleotides. RefSeq names its product discs, large homolog 3 (Drosophila) (gene dlg3). Gene Ontology annotation, biological process: chemical synaptic transmission. The record is from RefSeq and is a predicted model, not a curated record. NCBI's taxonomy places the organism in Eukaryota, Metazoa, Chordata, Actinopteri, Cypriniformes, Xenocyprididae. The transcript has 23 exons. The coding region runs from base 4900 to 7698 and encodes 932 amino acids. Gene Ontology annotation, molecular function: kinase binding. Gene Ontology annotation, cellular component: neuromuscular junction; neuron projection; postsynaptic density membrane.
AGUUGUUUUGUUUACGUUUAUGCGACGCUUACUUUCAUUUUGUUGUUUAUUUUGUGAUUAAAACUUUAUAUUCAAUGUUUGCCGGUUCCCGCCUAAUCUAAGAGCACAUGUAAAGAUGAGUUCAUUCAUGUGGAGCAGCAUUUACUGUGAACUGGGCCGCUCUGAGAUGCUGAAAACCCUGGAUCAUGAGCUGUGUAAAAGAACACAGUGCUGCGCUUCAUUCUAAAACAUGCAGAGCAUACUGUAUAUUUAUUUAAUUAAAUCACAGCCUUUGCAAUUUGAUAAUCAGACUAAGCUAUAUCUCGAUUUCGUGAUUAAUUGUGCAAUCCCAAACAAUGCCUCUGUGAACGUAGCCUCAGAGAAUGAUUAUUUAGGGGAUUUGUUCAAUGCAGCUUUCAGUCUCGGACCUUGCAGUGUGCACGUGGCCCUUAUCAGACCCACUCUUCUCUUCAAGACCUCUCAGUUCUCCAGUCAUUUCGCAAGCAUCUCAUACUCCCUUUCUUUCUUUUCCUCUCUCUCUUUCUCUCAUUUCCCUUAUCAUUACGCUGUCAGUCGGAUGUGCGGUGUUUGGUGCAGCAGCUGUUUUCUGUCACCAGGCCUAUUAAUAGGAGUCACAGCCUUCACAGGCACUUUAGUAUAUUGUGUCAGUGUGAAGGAGCAAUGACUCGAUGAGUUACAAGCGUUUAGGUGAGAACCCAAAACCCUUUCUUGCAGCGGGGGUUGUGAAUGACUUGCCUCUAUAGCCAUGCACAUGCAGUCGAAAUCUAUAGUGGUUGCAUUUAUGUCAUGCAUUAAUAAUUACGUUGCCUAUUUAAUAGGAAAUUCUCCUGACUAUAAUCGCUGUCUUUCAAAGGCUGGUCUGCACCUGUUUCAUACAGCGAUUCUCUGUGGUUCAUUCAAAGGAAACCUUCAAGAAUGUAACUGCCCCUUUAAGACUGCCUGUGUCUCAUCUCGCCUUAUUUGGACAUACAUCCUGUCAGGUGACAAGAGUGCAGUCACAUGGGCUGCUAUGAGAAUGCACAGAAAUUCCAGAAAUUUUCUAUAGAUACCUUCGAUGUGAGAGAAUAUGUGGGGGUUGUGAGGCCAGCUGGGGGGGUUUAUAUAAUGUGGGAAUGCAGAAACUGACAAUAAGGUUGUCAGAUAUGAGAUAUGCUGUGUGUAAUAAAGUAGAAUCCUUUUGUAAAACCAUCUCACAAUCAUUCUCAUUUAUUUCAUAAAUCAACAAUAGGCUUCCUUCCAAUUUCUCAAGAGUAGGUCAGGAUGGAUUUCGUUCUCCAGGAAAGAUGUGCCAAUUUACUGAGACAGUAUAGAAUUAUAUAUAAUAUGUCCAAAUCUAUAUUUUAAACUAAGAAUACUCUGAAUUCUUAGUCAAAGAGCAAUCCAAAUCAUCAAGCAGAUAGAGGGUGCAUUCUUAAAUUGUCUCUUUUUUUAACCAUCCAUCUGUAGUAAUGUUCUUCAUUCAGCCUGGGAGGAUUCAUCUGUCUCUACCAUCACACACUCUCUCAUUAUGUGGUCGUUUGCAAGAGAGAAUAAGGCUGCAGAUAGAAAUGACUACAGUUUUAAAUGCAUAAAUCAGCCAUAAUAAAACAUGCUAUACCAGCUUUAAAUCUAAUAAUAUUUAUAGCGCAGCUCUGCACUGGAUUUACAUUUGCAGAUUUAAUUAUUGUAGCAAGAACAUCUUAGAUGACAUUUAAGAGUCGCUUAAAUGUUACUCGCAACGCAUGGCCCCUUUACAUGCAUUAAACUAUAAGCAUUUUUGGCAGCAGUUGUGGUUCAAGGUUCUGAUCAUCCUUUGUGGUGAGUGUACUGACAUUCUAGCUAAUAUUGACAGGCUUGGCCAUUGAUUGGCUGUGAAUGUUUUUUUUUAAGAUUUGAUAUUAUGUAAUUCUUUAAGGAGCAGCAUUUUCCCCUAGAGGUACUAGAAACGCCCACAUGCACUCACACUCUGGAAGCUACCGACACAAACACAUGGCAUAAUGCAAGCAUGUAAUGCAUGCAUAUAAGCACGCUCUGCUUCCCUGCCUUCCGCUUUCCUCUUCAUCUUUGGCCAGCUACAUUAAAAAUUCCUCUAUGGAGACCUUGUAAGUCUGCAUCCUAUAGAAGAAUAAGCUGUAGACAAGGGAAGCAGAGGGAACAGGGUGGUCGCAACAUGUGCCCAGUCAUGUGUGCUGUGAUGAAUAUGCUUGCAUUGCCUUUUUUCAGCCACCAAGCACCACCCGUAUGCUUCCCAUUGACUUUUUGGCAUUUUGAUCUCUGAUUGGCCUUCCUCUUGAAAAUCGGAAAGUUUGCCGGAAUGGUAUAGCAUGGUAAUGAAGUGAGUUACCGUUGCAUAUAAUAAAGUGUGGCUGAGCCUGCUGUUUGUGCCUCCUGGUGGGGUUGGAAUAGAAUAGUGUGCAGUGCCUAUUAGAACUGACUCAGCCACAAAAACAAGCAAAUUCACACAUGCAUAAACAGAGAAAAACACACACAAAUGUCCAUGCGUGCAAAUAGUCACAUUAGAAAACACUAUCGUUCAUACUCAAGCACAUUUUGAAAUGGCAUAACAGUCUAAAAGGCCAACGUCGGUUUUGAUUCAGCUAUUGUGUAAUAUCAGUAACCCUUUCAAAAUCCUCAAACGUUGGGUCACCUGGGUACCUUGUAAUCAAAUUAAUAUGUUUUUUUUUUAAUGCUGAGGCAAUACCUUUAGGUAUGCAGAUCUUCAUUUCCACUGUCGAUAAAUUCAGUAAUAUCUCCUCUAUAUUUAAAGAAACAAACAUAACAGGAAACUGUGUAACUCAUUAGUCAACAUUCUGUAGCUACCAAUGUUUUCAAUAAGCAACUUUCUAAAAUGGUGCAGUUAAUUUGAUGAAUGAAUUUCUGGAUUUAUUACUAUACUAUAAAAAUACACAUUCCGAUUGAAGAAACUUUUUUUUUUUAAAGUUUUUUUUUUUAUUAACAUUUCAUUGAAAUGAAACAUUUUAAAUCAGCCAAAGAGAAUAUUUUUACUUUUAUAAGUGAUAACCGAAUCACUGCACCUUAAAGAUGAAUAACAAAUCAUCAAAAGAUAACAAAACUCUACAGAGCAAAUCUUAACAGGAGAUAAAAGCGAAAACCAAUGUCUCUUUCAAGUAAAGUCUGUUCACUCAGCGGCCAUAUUUGCAACGCCUCUAUUUCGGGCAUCCAAGACCAAGUCCUGUCUACUUGAAUCUCAAAAAAUGGUUGCCACACUCACAUUUAAAUAACAUGUUUAAAAUCAACAAAAAAUCUGACAUGAACUGUUGAAUAAAUGGUGUUUCUUAUUCUCAAAAAGCAUUAUAAAGCUUAUAAUGUGCAGUCCUAAGCAAUCAUCUCAGGACACUGACUGUUCUCUAGCAACCAGAGCUUCUAAUGGCAGCUGCAAUGAUGCAUUGACAUUACCAAUUGGCGACUGGCUCUUUUAUUUGUAGGGUAGUAUUUAUUCUGCCAUGUUGCAUGUUGCACUUUUUCCCAUUCAUAAGUACUAUGAGUGCUUGAAAAUAUGGAGCACAAUUUUUCAGAUUUGGCUAUAUCAAGUUAAAAAUAUGAAUGUAUUUUUGCAGAAUAUAGCUGUUAGACAGCUAGCAAUCAUAAUGUAUGUCAUAAUCAAAUGUUAUCAUUAUUUUGAUUUAUUUUAUUCUUUGAAGUCUAAUCUGCUUCUGUCUUUGAUGUAUACACUAUUUCUUGGAGUUCAUCAUCAAGCAUUUUAAAUUUUUUCAAAGCUAGUUUAAAUUGCGUGGUUUAGUUUAUCUCACAGUUGAUUGACAAAUGAACUUAAUACACAAAUAAAUGAAAACCGUCAGACCCUUAUGUACUGUAGCCCGUCUCCGGUAUAAACCCUCAAGUCAGGUCUUUAGUCUUUCUUACAGUGAAACCGUGGAGCUGAAUAACGUGCUCUCUGCAUCUCCAUUCGUGUUUUGUGUGCUGGCUGAUUUUCAAGUGCGCUGGCCCUUUAAGAGCAGUCACUUAAGCAGUCAGUCCUGUGUUGGUACUGCUGCUGAUGGCUGUGCUGUGAGUUGAUUGGCUGUGGCUGUCAGGGCUGAGGUGCUGGAGGGAUGCUGCUACGCAUCUCUCUCUCUCUCUCUCUCUCUCUCUCUCUCUCUCUCUCUCUCCCUUCCUCCCUCCCUCUCUCUUUCGCUUGCUUGCAUCCCUUCGUAUAAUCCACAUCUAGGGCAAGCAGGCUGAGAGUCAAUCCAGUGCUCAGCUCCUCUCUGCAGGCUGGGAAAAGAGUAAGAGAAAGAAGGCAAGAAAACGCUUCCCAAGGCAGGAGGAAACGCAGAAGGAAGAAAUCUGGCAAGCAGAGACAUACAAAGGAAGAUCUGAUCACGGAUAUCAUUUAUAUAUAGAGAAAUUGUUUAUAUAUAUAUAUAUAUAUAUAUAUUUGUACACACGCAUAUCAAUAUUUAUAGAAAUAUAUAUGUAUACAUAUAUACCUGUAUAUAACUGUAUUUGUGCUUGUCUGUUUAUAUUGAUAUUUUUAUAUGUAUUCGUGUGUGUGUAAAUAUAUACAUAUAUAAACAAAUGAAUAUAUAUAUCUAUGAAUUUAUAUACAUAUCACUGUGAACCAACAGAAGCAGGAAGAGAACUCGACCAUCGGGGCUGGUCUCUGAUUCCGAGAUCAUACACACUAUUUUUAGCAUUAUUUUUCCAAACCUUUUGCAUCGACCGGAGGAAGACUACCAAGCUUUUUCUAUUUUUCAUCGCCCUGUUGCUACCUCCUCAUCUCUUUUUCUGGAUCAGGAGGAACAAAGAGGAGGAUAACAGGGUUCGUGAAGAUUCCUGCCAUUUGUGCUACCGUUCCGUGAGCCGAGUGGCACUGCGCGCUGUAUUUGAUCUAAGCAGGCAGCAGCAGCAGCAGUGAGAUAGAAAGAGACAGAGAGCGCCGCACCGUGUGAACUAGCCAGCAUGCACAAACAUCAUCACUGCUGCAAGUGCCCAGAAUGCUAUGAAGUGACCCGCAUGGCCGCCCUGCGCAGGAUGGAUGCCCCGGCAUAUGGAGACUGGCAGCCCGAACCCUACGGAUACCCGGCUGGCUAUGGGGGCGGCCAGACCUUACCGCCCCAAACCUCGGGUGGAGGAGGGGGAAUGGGUGGAGGGGGCACUUUGGGGAGAAGUAAAGGGAAAAUGAUGUCAGCUGGGGGUCCUGGAGGUCCCAACCCCAAGAACCAAUCCAAGGGCGGCCCCAAGGUGAAUGGUAACAACUCAGGAGGGCAAGGAGGAUGGUGGCCCGAGUGCACCUGUUCCAACCGGGACUGGUACGACCAGGCAAACCCUCCCCCCAUCAUUGUGAACGCAGACUCACUGGAUGCAGGCCCUUAUGUGAAUGGGAGUGAUGGCAUGUAUAAAUAUGAAGAAAUCAUUCUGGAGAGGGGCAACUCUGGCCUUGGGUUCAGCAUUGCUGGAGGUGUGGAUAAUCCACAUAUUCCUGAUGAUCCAGGAAUCUUCAUCACAAAGAUCAUCCCAGGAGGUGCCGCUGCCAUGGACGGGAGACUAGGGGUAAAUGACUGUGUUCUGCGGGUGAAUGAUGUGGACGUGUCAGAGGUUGUGCACAGCAAGGCAGUAGAGGCUUUGAAGGAGGCCGGCCCAGUGGUCAGGUUGCUGGUACGCAGAAGACAGGCUCCUCCGGAGACCAUUUUGGAGGUCAACCUACUCAAAGGGCCGAAAGGUCUUGGCUUCAGUAUUGCUGGAGGUAUAGGAAACCAGCACAUCCCGGGUGACAACAGUAUCUACAUCACAAAGAUCAUCGAGGGUGGAGCAGCACAGAAAGAUGGACGUCUACAGACAGGCGAUCGCCUACUAGCUGUGAAUAACAUUAUACUUCAGGAUGUGCGUCAUGAGGAGGCUGUGGCCGCCCUGAAGAAUACUUCAGACAUGGUCUAUCUGAAAGUGGCCAAGCCGGGACCAGUACAUCUCAACGACAUGUACGCCCCACCAGACUACUCCAGCAGUCUCGGCCUCCCUCCAGCCUUUCCCACCAUGGUAGACAACCACGUCGGACACAACUCUAGCAUGGCCUACAUGGGGGGCAUGGAGCCUAAACCAGUGUACCAGCCACCCCAGGUCACCCCCUCGAGGUACUCCCCAGUCCCACGGCACAUGCUGGGGGAGGAGGACUUCACCAGGGCCGAGCCCAUUUACAGUGCCAUCCACAAACCUCAUGGGGACACCAGCCCUCCCUCCCCCCAUCUGUGCAGCAGGGGGUCUGGGGACGUGGGUUGCAGCCCCGCCCCGCCUGCUCUGUGUCAAAGCCUGGUCCCGUACACCGGCAGGGAGCCGCGGAAGAUCCUUCUACACAAGGGUUCCACAGGUUUGGGAUUCAACAUCGUGGGCGGGGAGGACGGAGAGGGCAUCUUCGUGUCUUUCAUCUUGGCAGGAGGGCCAGCCGACCUGAGCGGAGAGCUGAGGAGAGGAGACCGCAUCCUGUCGGUGAAUGGUGUAAACCUGCGCAAUGCUACCCAUGAGCAGGCGGCUGCUGCGCUGAAGAGGGCUGGACAGACGGUGACCAUCAUUGCCCAGUACAGACCAGAAGAAUACAGUCGUUUUGAGUCCAAGAUCCACGACUUGAGGGAGCAAAUGAUGAACAGCAGCAUGAGCUCUGGCUCCGGCUCUCUCCGCACCAGUGAGAAACGCUCCCUCUACGUCAGGGCACUUUUUGACUAUGACAGGACCAGGGACAGUUGCCUCCCUAGCCAGGGUCUGAGUUUUUCCUAUGGGGACAUCCUGCAUGUCAUCAAUGCCUCCGAUGAUGAGUGGUGGCAGGCACGGCUGGUUACACCCCAUGGGGAGAGUGAGCAAAUUGGGGUCAUACCAAGCAAGAAAAGGGUGGAAAAGAAAGAGCGUGCACGGUUAAAAACAGUCAAGUUCCACGCAAGGACGGGCAUGAUUGAGUCUAACAGGGAGAUAUUUGGCAGAAUGAACGACAUACGGCCAGUCAAAGUGAAGCGCAAAAAAAGCUUCAACCUGUCGCGCAAGUUCCCGUUUUACAAGAGCAAGGAGAAUAUAGUGCAGGAGUUGGUGGAGACCGAACAGUGCUUGACAUCCAACACCAGUGACAGCGAAAGCAGUUCCAAGGGUCAGGAAGACACAAUUCUAUCAUAUGAGCCAGUGAUUCGACAGGAGAUCCAUUACACAAGGCCUGUGAUUAUCCUGGGUCCAAUGAAGGACAGAGUAAACGAUGACUUGAUCUCGGAGUUUCCUCACAAGUUUGGAUCCUGCGUUCCACAUACAACUCGUCCUCGGCGAGAGAAUGAGAUGGACGGGCAGGACUACCACUUUGUGGCUUCAAGGGAGCAAAUGGAGAAGGAUAUUCAGGACAACAAAUUUAUCGAGGCCGGCCAGUUCAAUGAGAAUCUGUAUGGGACCAGCAUCCUGUCUGUUCGGGCAGUGGCUGAAAGGGGGAAACACUGUAUCCUGGAUGUGUCUGGGAAUGCCAUAAAGCGACUGCAGCAAGCACAGCUCUAUCCAAUCGCCAUUUUCAUCAAGCCAAAAUCUGUGGAGGCCCUAAUGGAAAUGAAUAAGAGGCAGACAUAUGAGCAAGCCAAUAAAGUCUUUGAUAAGGCAAUGAAGCUUGAACAAGAGUUUGGAGAGUAUUUCACAGCCAUAGUCCAGGGUGACUCACUAGAUGAGAUCUAUAAUAAAAUCAAGCUGAUCAUAGAGGAGCAGUCAGGCCCUUACAUCUGGAUCCCAUCCGCAGAGAAGCUCUGAGCUCGCCGACUCCACGGAGCCCCCCGCCUGACCCCUACGCCCACUUCCACCCGACACCUUUCCUUCCCUUUCACUGAUAUGUUUCAUAUCAAGUUUUAGUGUCAUCAUUAUGUUACCCUCAAAUGAAAAACGUCUUAUCACCAUUACUGUGACUGUGCACACCCCUGCAUGAGUUUCUCAGCAAUUCCAUUCAAGAUUGGAAAUGCCAUUCCUAAAGAAAUUUUUUGUCAUGUAAAACAAAAAAGGGAAACCUGAGCGAAUCCUUUCAUGCGUUUCGGACGGACUCGAUGAUGAUGAUGAUGAUGAUGAGAAUGUCUUACCGAAGCGACAACGGGGAGCCGGGGAGUCGGAGAUGGAGACACGAGCGGAAACCUUGUAUAUGUUCAUUCGGUUUCAUUGAAAAAGACUGUGCGAAUGCUGUGCGAGGUUUUCUACGAGGACUAGAUGCAGAUCAAGCCUGCUGAUGGUACCGUCACUGCUCCUGUUUAUAAGCGGAGAAACUUCAAAACUGAUGGUGAUCUUCAGUACUCACAAACCAGCUCGCAUUAUUCGAUCGGCUGCCUGGCCGUUCGUAUGGCGACACGGUCGGAGACAGAACAAAAUGGAAAACGGGGUUCGAGUCUAUACAUUUAUAUUACAGACAUCACACGGAAAAUAAAAAUCAGACGGAGAGAUUUUAUUACAUACUACGAAAUGAUACGGUACACAUUUUACACUUCACUAGAAUUGUCUACUUGGAGGGCUGUUAGAUUUCAUUUACUUGUCUUUGGGUUUUUGUGUUCUUUCUUUCUUGUGGUUUUAGCUGCUCUGUAUUAAAGAUGGGGGUAGAGAGGUGUAACUGGGCUCUCUGCAGAGCACCAAACUGCCUUACGAUGAAUAAACGCUUCUGUAAAAUUCCUGUCAAUCGUUGGGGGGAAUGACACUAUUCAACCUAUCAGUGCUUAGCGGGAGACUCGAUUCUAGUGCUAUUUGUGAGUUUCCCAUCAUCUUAUUGGAGGCCUAACUUGUGAGUGCAAUAGACUUAAGUGUCUUACCUCUGUGAAAUCCUUUUUUGCGAAUCUUUUGUUUGUCUUAAGCAAAAUCCAAUUUUGGCCACCAUUGGAGUUGUUGAAAAGCAGACAGCCCAUUUGCACUUCCUCUGCCUACCAUGACUAUAUUCUCUUCAGACUGAACGGUAACAAGGUACUGUCCUGUUAGCUGCCCUGGAUCGCAGCCUUAAAACGGGUAGAAUCAAGACAAUAAUUGUAUUGGAUGUCCUUCUUGAUAUUAAAGCGUUAGUGGAGCCUGAAAUUGACCGUUUUCCCCAGAACUCGACGAUGGUUUGAUUAAAUCUGUUCUUUGCUAUGACAGCUUUUAAACCAUUUUUUUUCUUCUUUAUUUCCGGGCUGAUGUUUACUCCACUGUGUUGAGCCUUGUGCUGGGGCGAGCUUGGCGAGCUCAGGAAUCUGAUGGAUAACUUUUUUUUUUUUUUUUUUUUUUUUUAAGGCGACAAAAGGGCCGCCGCAAUCAUGUUGUGAUCGAGUAGAACUCAAAGGGAUGAUUUCCUCUCCUCUAACUGAAUACCCAGACAUGCUGAUAUAUUAUACUUGUGUAUUCUAAAUAUUUAGUCCUUUUUUAUUUGAAAUACUUUGUAAGCACUAUGUCUGUGGUUGCCCUCGGGUUCAGCCGGAGAGAGCGGGAUCGGGAUGAAACGGGAUGGUGCUCAAGGAUACAGAAGUGCAGUACUUCCUUCGAUCUCUUUGCUCCCUCAAGAAGGCAAUUCUUUCUUUCUGUAUUGAGAAGUCUGGAUCCCGCGGAAAGCGAGGGAUGUUCCUGGGCCCACCCUCACCCCCUGCCCCGCAGGCAUUUUCUAAACAGGUGUGCUCACCUGCCAAGCGUCUCUGCGAAAUCAGCUGUCAUACCUGUGUCAAAACCAGAGUUCAGGGAAUAAUCGAAGGGAACAGAGCCAUUUAUAAACUGCUUACAGACUGUUUUAAUGGGUAUGAUAGCUGUAAAGUGUAAAUAUCCCCCCUCACUUGUGCUUCAUGCAUGUGUGAUUACAACUGGGACAAACAUGUUUUAUAAAUCACAAAUGUCAGGUAAGUAAACUUUGAAUUUAUUCUGAGAUUAAUUUCCAUACAAAUGUGCCGUAACGUUGGUAUUUCUCGAUAGAAAAAAAUAUCUACAGCUGCCUAUCAGAACAUUUUUUUUUUUUUUUUAGUGAGUCGGGAACCAGCUUCCCUACAAUACGGCCUGUCUACUUGUGAUAUCUUGUGGAACUUGUCUGAGUGUAUAGAUGAAAAACAAAUGUAAAAAUAUAUAUAAAAAGACAUGCAGACAGCAACCCGUAGAGUGAUAUUAAAGUAUACCAGGAGCAUAAAUUACUCAUUUAGCAUAGAUCUGGUCCUCCAAGGUGACUAGCGGGAAAGCAGCUGACCGUUCGCACCAUUGAUGCUGGUCAGCCGUGUUGGCGAAGCCCAAAGAAUUUGAAUUCAUUGUACUAUAUUGCUAAUGAAGUGGAUUGAAUCAGAGCAGCUCUGGCGUACUAAUGAGGUCUCUGCUCCGGCAGGCGUGAGCGUGAAACGGGGAGGGAAGGAAGGGGUCUGGUUUGUCUUUUUGAGUGAUUAUGAGUUUUUGAUGUGACGGCACACCUGUGCAGUAAGUGCUUGCAAAUAUGAACCCUUUGAUUGUAUAGUAGUGUCCUCCCCAUGAUUACAGGUGGUUCAACCUAUCAGGACACAAGGAAAACCGCUCUUUUAUAUCCUGGUCAGGAGGGAACACAGUCCUACCAAUUAUUCAUUUUUGUUUUCUUUUCUUUUUUCUUUUCUUUUUUGGACUGGACAAGAGUUUAUUUGUUUGGAAAUAAACUAUGUGACUCUGUUACGAUUUCAA